Molecule: messenger RNA, 333 nt
Organism: Hibiscus syriacus
Lineage: Eukaryota; Viridiplantae; Streptophyta; Magnoliopsida; Malvales; Malvaceae
Product: probable inorganic phosphate transporter 1-12
Exons: 1
Coding region: 1-333 (110 amino acids)
Source: RefSeq, a predicted model, not a curated record
AUGAAACGAAACCAUCCAGCAGCUCUUUCCUACUACUGGAGGUUGAAGAUGCCCAAAACUGCUCGUUACACAACCCUUGUCGCUAAGGUUACAAAGCAGGCCGCAUAUGAUAUGUCAAAGGAGUUGCAGAUGGAGCGAGAUAUUGCACUCAAAGAGGCUCUUGAGUUAUUGAUUGGGUUGGCUAGGAUGGAGCCUCGUUUUCUUAGAAGGCAGCUUGUCGAUAUGGUGAGCUUAAUGCUACAGAUUGCAGAGGUUGAAUCACACGAGAAAGGCAUUUGGCGAUCGAGUUCGUGGUCACUUUGGCAGAAGCAAUGGAGCGAGCUCCAAGAAUGA